Messenger RNA from Rhipicephalus sanguineus (brown dog tick), 719 nucleotides. Its product is annotated as stromal cell-derived factor 2. The transcript has a single exon. Bases 62 to 715 code for a protein of 217 amino acids. The record is from RefSeq and is a predicted model, not a curated record. NCBI's taxonomy places the organism in Eukaryota, Metazoa, Arthropoda, Arachnida, Ixodida, Ixodidae.
AAAAAGAAAACCCGAGCGCGAGCACGGAAAUCGAACUUACGGUGCCCUGUCGAAGAACAAAAUGGCCAUUUCGUCGUGCUGGUGUCUUCUCUUGCUGGCGGGCGCCCUGGUGGCCGACGUCCGGGGACAGGCCCACUACCGCUACGUCACGUGCGGCUCCCUGGUGAAGCUGCUGAACCGUCGCUGGGACGUGCGGCUGCAUUCGCACGAGGUCCGCUACUCGAGUGGCAGCGGCCAGCAGUCGGUCACGGCCACCGAGAAGCCGGACGACGUCAACAGCCACUGGAUGGUCAAGGGACAGUCGGACACGAGCUGCUCGCGAGGCGAGCCCGUCAAGUGCGGCUCAAUCGUGCGACUCGAGCACAUGAAGACGAGCCGGAACCUGCACAGCCACCACUUCCCGUCGCCGCUGUCCAACAAGCAGGAGAUCAGCGCGCACGGCGAGAACGGUCAGGGCAACUCGGGAGACUUCUGGAGGGUCGUCUGCAAGACGGGCUACUGGGAACGCGACGGCGACGUCAGGCUCAAGCACGCGGACACCGAGGCCUGGCUCUCGGUCUCGGGAAGGUCCUACGGCCAGCAGUUGGGCGGCCAGCUGGAGGUGUGUGGAGAGCUGGCGCCCUACGACGAGUCGUGCGUGUGGAGGACGGCCGAGGGAGUGUUCGUGAAGCCUAGCGAAGGACGCCUUCACAUCGUCAAGCACACGGAACUCUGAACGC